GGUGAGUCUGGGAAGAGCACCAUCGUCAAACAGAUGAAGAUUAUCCACGAGGAUGGCUACUCGGAGGAGGAGUGCCGGCAGUACAAAGCCGUGGUCUACAGCAACACCAUCCAGUCCAUCAUGGCCAUCAUCAAGGCGAUGGGGAACCUGCAGAUUGACUUUGGAGACUCCUCCAGAGCGGAUGACGCUCGGCAGCUCUUCGCGCUCUCCUGCACUGCCGAGGAGCAGGGCAUCAUGCCGGAGGACCUGGCCAAUGUGAUCCGGAGGCUGUGGGCUGACAACGGGGUCCAGGCUUGUUUUAACCGCUCUCGAGAGUACCAGCUGAACGACUCUGCUGCCUACUACCUGAAUGACCUGGAGAGGAUAGCCCGUGCCGACUACAUCCCCACCCAGCAGGACGUGCUGCGCACCAGGGUGAAGACCACUGGCAUCGUAGAGACCCACUUCACCUUCAAGGACCUGCACUUCAAGAUGUUCGACGUGGGCGGCCAGCGCUCGGAGCGGAAGAAGUGGAUCCACUGCUUCGAGGGCGUGACGGCCAUCAUUUUCUGCGUGGCCCUGAGUGCCUACGACCUGGUGCUGGCUGAAGAUGAGGAGAUGAACCGGAUGCACGAGAGCAUGAAGCUGUUUGACAGCAUCUGCAACAACAAGUGGUUCACGGACACGUCCAUCAUCCUCUUCCUCAACAAGAAGGACCUCUUUGAGGAGAAGAUCGUGCACAGCCCCCUGACCAUUUGCUUCCCUGAGUACACAGGGGCCAACAAGUACGACGAGGCGGCCGGCUACAUCCAGAGCAAGUUCGAGGACCUGAACAAGCGGAAGGACACCAAGGAGAUCUACACCCACUUCACCUGCGCCACCGACACCAAGAACGUGCAGUUUGUCUUUGAUGCCGUCACCGACGUCAUCAUCAAAAACAACCUGAAGGACUGCGGGCUCUUCUGAGGGCCGGCGCUGCCCAGGACCCCCGGCCGCGCCGGCGAAGGAAGGACCGUGCCGCCCCCCGACUCCUGCUUCUCUUCGGUUUCAUCCCCCCGCCCCCACCCCAUAAAAAGACUUUUUGGGUGUCAGCGCAGCGGCAGGGCCCGUGUCCCC
Aptenodytes forsteri (emperor penguin) is the source of this 1095-nucleotide messenger RNA. RefSeq names its product G protein subunit alpha i2 (gene GNAI2). The record is from RefSeq and is a predicted model, not a curated record. Lineage: Eukaryota; Metazoa; Chordata; Aves; Sphenisciformes; Spheniscidae. Gene Ontology annotation, molecular function: G protein-coupled receptor binding; GTP binding; GTPase activity. Gene Ontology annotation, cellular component: heterotrimeric G-protein complex. The coding region runs from base 34 to 945 and encodes 303 amino acids. The transcript has 8 exons. Gene Ontology annotation, biological process: gamma-aminobutyric acid signaling pathway; adenylate cyclase-modulating G protein-coupled receptor signaling pathway.